AGAAUUCGGUAAACAAAAGCCUGCAUGGUACAAUCUCUAUUCUCCCUCUGACAAAAGUCGCCAAAAAGUUUAACGAAGUUUCAUUCAAUCAGUGCUGGCAACACAGGAACGCGAAACAAACGCCGAGUCCACCUGUUUCUGACAACAGCGUACAGGAGACUCGGUGACGCAAUCGCCUGCGUUGAAGACGGAUUCACCAAUCGAUUUGCAUACGUCGGUGAUCAAUACAGCAACGCGGAUACCACAUCGGAUAAAUAUGCACGGACAAAUAGACUCGCGUUACAUCGGAAGAACGAAGCCAAGCUGCCGGCGGCGGUGGUAGUUCGAAUCGAACGAUCGUAGCGAGCGUUCCUGACAGUCGCAAGCUCGUCGUGAGCAAGAUCACCCGACAUUGUUAAGCCGUGAAGACUCGUCUGCCGGCAAGAUCGAGACGUUCGGUUACGAAGGGACGGACUUGUACAGAAAAAGUGUGGCUGAUCAAGUGCCACACCUGGCUGAAAAACAAAAAAAAAAAGAAAAAUAAUAAAAACAUCUAACGUGUUCUGCCUAACGUCGAACCGCUGGCGGCAAGUCGUCCGUCGAGAGAAAGACCCGCACGCUUGCAAGCAUGCGUCGGCUCGUUUCGUGCCGUGCAUCACGCGCGUAACGCGGAAAGUGUCCCGAUCUGGGACAGUCCAGGUACCCCACCCGUGAUUCAGCGAUCCAUCGUUCCCGGUGGCCUCCGCUCCCUCUUUUCUCGCUUCUCCUCGGCUCGUUCUCUCGGUGCCUUCCCUUUCGAACUUUGGUCCUUGCUGCCAUCCGGUCGAGGUGGUAAGCUUUACUAAGAGAGCACGCGUCCUCCGAAGGUUCAGUACAAAACGCGCGCUCAGACUCAAAGGAUCCUUGGAUCCUCCGCUCGACAGAGAGACGAGAAAGACAGGACCUGCUCGACCCUCGCGCCAGGAUCUCGAUGAGACUAGGCUGAUAGGCUCGACCGUGUGUGAUUUCCCUGCCUGUUCAGCAUCCACCGGCGACCUGUCGCGAUUUCGGUGCUCGAUCGCGUGGAAAUCGCAAUGUGGGCUCGCGGGGUCCUCCUAGUGUCGUUCGCGCUCAUCGCGCUCGGAUCCACGACAAAAUGCCCGAAGAGGAAAACCUCGCCCGUCCGAGAAAUUCUCUGCUAUACUUCCACUUUCGACGCACAGCUGCUCGCCGACUCCGUGUGCAGCUGCACCACUUUGGUGCAUCAGAAUCAUGACGUGCGGAAUCUCUCAAUUUCCGAUAUCGUCGAUUUACGGGAGUCCUUGAGAGAGAUGCAUCCGCCUCUUCAAUUUGUAAUUUCUAUCAAUGACGCUGAGAAAACGUUUAAAACUUCCGCCAUGUUACGGCAAGAAGCGAUCGCUCGAAUCAUUGCUGUCAUGAAAGAGGUGGACGGCGUGGAGUUGAAUGUGACGGCUGGUUCUAAGGAGCGUCUUUAUAAUUUCGUCAAAAGUCUGAAAGAUGAAAUGAUCAGAAAGUCCUACGAUAAAAGGAUUUUCAUGACCUUACCCAGCAAAUCCGAGGAUCUCGGCAAGCAAUUCGAUCUCAAGGAACUCGCCAAGUACGUUGAUCUAUUUACGCUGCCAACGGACUACUUGACGGACGAAGAUAGUACCUUUGUUACCUUCCAUCCCUCGCGUCUAAUGGGACUCUUCGAUAUACUGAACACGGACAGCUUAGUAGACUUGAUAAUCGGACUAGGAGCUCCGAAACGAAAGAUCUUAGUGUCCUUGCCGGCUAACGCGUAUAAAUUUACUUUGAAGGACGAGUCUGAAAACGUUCCUAGAUCAGAAACUACCGAAAAAGAACCUAGUCCGAUUGAUCGCAAACAGCUCUGCGAAGCUAUAACUAGCGGAGAAUGGACCGUGGAACGAGAUGAGGAUCUCACGGCACCGUACGCAUUUCGAAACAAGACGUGGAUCUCCUUUGAAGAUAAGAUUUCAGUUGGAAUAAAGGGGAAAUAUGCGUUUCUGCGCGACCUGGCGGGAUUGGCGGUGCGAAACAUAGAAAGCGACAUGAAGACCGAGUGCGAGAAACCAAUUACGCACGAAAUUUACCAGUCCUUCACGGAAUUCAAGAGGAAAUCGAGAUAUGCCGUGCUCAACGCGCUGGAAGACGAGCUUCAUCAAGCUCAGUUUUCGUACCCGAAUCAAGCGAAAACGUCCAACUUCCGAGUGGUUCGCAUAGUAGAUACUGAGGGACACAUCAGAGCUGUACGUGAAAACACGCAAACAGAAUUCGUUUGCAGGCGACAGGGUUACUUCGUGCAUCCCAAGAGUUGCAACAGAUUUUAUCGCUGCGUUAAAUUUAAUCAAGAGAUUGAAAAUUAUUCGGUCUUUGAAUUCGAUUGCCCAGCUGGCCUAUCGUUCGACGAGCGUACGGAAGUUUGCGUUUGGCCAGGCUCUUUGCCACAAGGUUCACCGUGUCCUGGUAGCAGCGAAAUUGCUCCUGUAGCACCGAAAAGAUUCGAAUGCCCAUCUCGAUCCGGCUAUUAUGCAGAUCCACAGAACUGUCGUUGGUUCUUUGCUUGCAUGGACUUGGGUGGACCGGAAAUAAUGGCGUUCGAGUUCCGUUGUCCAUACGGCUUGGUGUUCGACGAGCAAAAAUUGGUGUGCGAGUGGCCCUGGCUGGUGCCAGCUUGCUCAGAAUCCGGAUCAGCUUAUACCAGAACAGAGUACGAUUACAGGGGAUACUCUAUGGAGACCUCGGCUGGACUCGGUACUGGAGGUUACGUUACCGGUAGUAUACCUAGAUACUCCACAACUGGAAUGGGUUAUUCCGGCGCGGAUUAUUCUAAAACAGCCGGUGCUGGUAUCCAUGGAACCAGCGGGCCGAGUUACUUUGGAUUCACCACAGGACACGUCGGUGAACAUGCUAGUAUUUCAACUUCUGACGAUGGAAGGAUUUCUGGACACGGAUCAUCUAGCCCAUUUGCGGUUGGUUAUUCUGGAUCAACUGGACAAUACGGAGGAUCAGUACCUGUUUCAUCGUAUUCUGGAUCACCCGGCAUACACGUUGCUUCAGUAUCUCCUGGUAUAAGCGUUGGGGGCAGCGCAGGAUACCCCACAGCAAGUAGUGGAAUUGGCAGUACUGGGCAUACAAUGUCCAGUGGAGGAGUUGGAUAUACUAAAUAUAGCAGUGGAUAUGCAAAAACUGAAUCGAGCGGUAUUGCUACAGGUAUUUCUGGAUCCACAGUGGGAGGAUAUUCGGGAACCUUUGGUAGAGACCAUUUAACAGGGCAAGGUGUGACUUACUCAGGAACACCUGGAGUUGGUUAUUCUUCUACGUUAGGUGUACAUACUGGAGGCGUCAGUGGCAGUCAUCCGGUAGCGGGAGUAAGUUAUUCUAAGCCGGAAACGAGCUAUUUCGGCUCCACAGAGGCGUUUGGACCGUCCACAGGCAUUCGUGCAGACCUUAAUGGACCUAAACAUGAUGGAUCAACAAGUCUAUACACAGGAUCGAAUAUAUUUAACGUCGAUGGUUACUCAGCUUCUACCAAUGUCUAUUCAGGAGCAACUAGAGGUCAACCAUCGUCCAGUAUAGAAGGAUUAUAUGGAUCAGUACCCAAGACCUCUUAUCCUGAAGCUACCAGCGGUGUCGAUAUCACUGGAUCAAUUAACAGAGGAUAUACAGGAUCAAGUACAGAAGUAUAUCGGGAUUCGUCUGCUACAGCAUAUUCGAAAACCACUGAUCAGACCGACGUCGGUUCUGUUGAAAUUGGUGUGAAUUUACCGAGCAGUUCUGGAAUAGAUUCAAGUUUGCACUCGACGACAGGACGUGUCACAGGAACUAAUUUUGUUAGCGGUGUCUCAAAACCAGAAGUUGUGCCUUCUUUCAUUUCCGAACGUCCUGGUGUUACGGCUGCUGAUAGUGACCAUUUAAUAAGAGGUAGUACGCAAUUUUCUGGAGCAACAGGUACUUCUUCAGGUGUAAGAUACAAUAGUGAGGAUGGGUAUACAGUUCCUGUAUUCAUACAACCAGUGGAACCGAUCUAUCCUUCGAUUGGAACAACGAGAACUGGAGUUGGGCCUUAUGGCGCAACAGGUGAGACAUACGGAGUCAGAGACCAUAGCGAAACAACUGAGACAUAUGGAGUUAGAGUAACAGGUGGCUACACGCAACCGGACUUAGCGAGACCUCAUUUGAAUGUUAGCAUUUUCAAUACUAGAAUUCCUACUGGCUAUAACGUCCACGCAGGCACUACUGGUGCAAUUCUGACCGGAGGUAGCGUAGAGGGAGGUAUUGUUACCGGUGACUCUUUGUCAGGAACCAUACUUGGUCACGGAGACAUUCCUGGAGCAAUAUCAACUGGUAUCAGUGACCAAGGUACUAUUUUGACUGGAGGAGCUCGACCUGGCUAUGUAACUACUUCUUCUGGAACACCAGGAUAUGUAAUCACGGACGGAGUGAAGAAAGUUGACGUUGGAUCGGCUAGUGAUGGAACGGUAAUAUACGGAACAUCAUCACCUGGAAUUUCACUGACCAGCCCUUCGAUUCCCGGUGUCGCUCUGAAAGGUGACAUCACUCCGAAUGUCGCUGUUUCCGGACAAACUGCUUUUGGAGUAUCUCUAGGAGGUUCCACUCAGCCAGGAACUAUCGUAAGUGCAACCGGAAAACCGUAUAUCUCACAGACGGGCAUAAGUUAUCAAGGCGGCAGUGCUUCAACAAGAGGAUCGAGUUAUUUAAGCGGCACUUUAACUGGAGGAUCAACGCCUCCAAGUGCUCAUGAUUAUAAACCUGACGCAGGGCGCGCUACCGUCACGUUUAACGCUCCUUACGAUAUCGGCAAAUAUCCAGAAAAUGAUCUUCCAGACUAUAGACCAACCAGUGCCACGCUUCCUGAUUCUAUCGUAUCUGGAGGCAAGAUAGAGAGCACCGGAGGUGUUGUGCUGCACUCUACUUCAUUCGGAAUCCAUGACUCGAGCACUGUUGCUCCAGGAUAUGCCUCAAUCAAACCAUCGGUCUUCACGCCAAGCGGAUUCACAAAAACUGGUCCAACUAAAACAGGUAUAACCACUGCCAUUUUAGGCGGUGGUGGUAGCUACUCAGUAAGCACAAGCGAACGUCGACCUAUUUUGCAUCCCGAAAAUAUCGGCGAGAAAGCAUUCGAAGGAAAUGUUGACGAUUAUUCCAAGACAUCACCCAUCGGCGGCUUAUCUUCCACCUUUACUCCGCCUGUCUAUCCCUCGACAUUUGUACCGGGUGGUCGCGUCACUUCACCAUCAGCUACUUCCGGAUAUUCGUAUCCUAAGCCAUCCGUAAAAUUUGAAACUGGCGGUACUUCUUCCGUAUCACCUAUUUUAUCGACCAAAGGUAAUCUGCCAGUUACAACACCAAUACCAUUCUUGAGCGUCGAACUGCAUAAUAAAUUGCCUGAUAGAACUAGUGCGUUUGGAUCGAAGAUACCUACUGUAUCGAGCGGCUUAUUAACACCAACAGUCACACCGAUAAUUUACACUACCAAACAACCCGAGACUUACAAAACGACCAUGUUUGAAGCAGCUAAGAUCCCAGGAGUUUUCACUGCCAGACCCAUCAUCGAUACUGGUUACAAGACGAUGAUUGCCCCUACCAAUAUUCCGGUAUCGAUAUUGACUGAAGACAGGUUUACCCAACGAACCGGUGGUUUCCAAACUGGAGGAGUAUCUACAUCUAGUUUCGGUCCAGGGGUGCCUUUCCAUCCACGGACCGAGUCAAGUCCAAAAGACUACAGUGCCUUUACUUCACCGUCUCCGGUCUUAGAAUAUCUUCCUGGAAAGCCAAGCAAACCUGGUUUAAUUGCAUCUACCGUGAACUACGACGUACCGGUAACUAGACGACCAGAAUUCGUAGGGGUAACUUACAAGAAACCUUCGCCAAGCUACGGCGUUACAUACAAGAGUCCAUCUUCCGUCAUAUCUCCGACUACGUUCAGACCCACUGACACGUACUAUCCUGGCCAAGAAUUUUCGACCCCGUCUUCUUCAGGAACGACUGUUGGCGGCGGUUCACCAACAAAUCUGGAUAUCUCAAGAGAUGAGAUCGACAAACUAAUUACCAACUACAGAGGCACUAUUAAAUACACACCAAGCGCGUACGACGGCUCUACAAGCUCAGGAUUUGAUUUAACGUCAAGCAAGAAGUUCUCGUCGUCGUCCACAAGGACCGGCAGUACUUUCGCUGUCACAUCAGGUCCCACAGCUUCUUAUGAGGUUACCACGAAAUCUGCUGAAGGUAAGGGCAAAGUCAUCGUCAAGUGGAGCGAUCUUCAUCCACUUCUUCUCGGUAAGCUCGGAGCAGACUGCACAUGCAAGGCUGAUCCUUUCGCUAAUCUUCGCGGCCCGGGGAAGAAAAAGUUGAUAGCUUCUUCUAGAGGCAAGGUGGAUCUGGCUAAUUAUGAUGAGUCCGACAUCUACGUCGAUCUUGAGAACGACGACUCUUCUGAAGAGGGCGACUACGUUACCAAUUAUGAUGACCAUUCACCACAGCCCUACAAGAUUAGUCCACAUGAAACAACGAGCGUCUCGACGCUGACGUCCAAUUUACCAUCAUCCUCUUAUUUGCCUGUGUCUUCAGCAAUUAACGUGAGAGGCUUCACUCCUGCGACAAAUAUUCACAACGGAGCAUUCCCGAAAAAUGAUGUUUUGGGCGAACCUGAUAGAUUCCGAGGUGGCCUUCGAGUCGGCAAAAAAUUGGAGAUUGCUCCAUCACCAAACGCGAUCAUUUCCGACCAAGAAGACGAUCCCGACCAAGUCAUCGAUGGUGCCACUGACUGCGCCAGACCAGGCCUCUUCAGACAUCCUAAUCUCUGCAACAAAUUUUACGCUUGUUACUGGGAUCAGUGGAAGAAGAAGUUCACGCUUCACAUUUUCAAUUGUCCGAUUCAUCUGACAUUCGACUCACACGCUGGCGCUUGCAAUUGGCCGAGCAAGGGCCCAGCUUGCCAGGCUGAUAAUCUGUUAGUGUAAGUUCCAUUAUUGGACACUAUUGCGCGGCCAAUAUCUCGGUGACUUUUCUACAGUCCCAGGGAACGCUUUCCCACUUUUUCUAUGUACAUAAUAAAUAAGAAGAUUUAAUGUUUAAAAAGUUGUAAGUGUUCGAGUUAAUCUUUGUAUCAUUUAAUCAAUUUGGAAGGAUCCAUUCAUCACUCGAGUGAUGAAAUGUUGCGAGUCUGUAUGUAUGCGAGCAACAAGUCAUUGAACAAUGAAUGAUUGCUGCUUUCACAGGUUGGUCUCUCGGCCUCGGAUUGAUUGAUUAUUUUGUUUCGAGCUCAUAGACACCUAGAUUCCUAAACGUUUGCAUUGAAUGGCUUCGAUAAAUAUCGCGUCCGAGUGAAUCUCUUAACGCCGGAGAGCGGAGUCGUGGAUAGAUAGGUUGAGACAAAAGGAGGAGGCUAAAUUCAAGGCGAUCGAGAUACUGGCUGCGGGAAAGCGUCGUCAAAGUGAAAGUAGUCCGUGCUCGUCGAUCCAAAUCGCGAAAAGUCAUCGGCUACAAUGUAUAUAAUUUGUACUUCUACGUUCCAAAUUAAUGUAAAUAUUGAAUAAACUGUCUAAAAUCAUCGUUUUAUAUCGA
This is a messenger RNA of Harpegnathos saltator (Jerdon's jumping ant), 7566 nucleotides long. RefSeq names its product mucin-19. Gene Ontology annotation, biological process: chitin catabolic process; carbohydrate metabolic process. The transcript has 10 exons. Gene Ontology annotation, molecular function: chitinase activity; chitin binding. Lineage: Eukaryota; Metazoa; Arthropoda; Insecta; Hymenoptera; Formicidae. The record is from RefSeq and is a predicted model, not a curated record. Gene Ontology annotation, cellular component: extracellular region. The coding region runs from base 1053 to 6962 and encodes 1969 amino acids.